Esox lucius (northern pike) is the source of this 3199-nucleotide messenger RNA. Its product is annotated as tricarboxylate transport protein B, mitochondrial. Bases 345 to 1298 code for a protein of 317 amino acids. The transcript is spliced from 9 exons. Gene Ontology annotation, biological process: mitochondrial citrate transmembrane transport. The record is from RefSeq and is a predicted model, not a curated record. NCBI's taxonomy places the organism in Eukaryota, Metazoa, Chordata, Actinopteri, Esociformes, Esocidae.
ACGCGAGUAGAAAGCGAGAGAGAGGCAACCCCGCCCUUCUCCUGGUGUGGAACAAAACUGCCGGUCUAACCUCACUACGCUACAAUAUACGUUGAGGCUUUAUUUCUUCGAAUGGCAGGCUGCUGAGCAUGUGGAAUAGCCUACAGUCCACAAACAGUGGAGGUUUUUGGCUGGCUUGUAGCAUACACACAGCAUCACUUGUCAGACAUCAUCAUAGCGACACUGUUCUGUCAUUGUUGUCCAUGCUGAACGUUAUAAAUACUGGAAACAAGUUGUAAGGACAAAACAAUUUCUUAGACUUACAUUGAUAGGUAAAUAGAUAUUUGUUUUAUACUUUUUUGACAAUGGAAGGAAACACUAAAUUCAUCAGCCCCUUUCACAGACCACGGUGUCUGGCGGCGGCGGCACCGGGAGGAAAAGCGAAAUUAACUCACCCAGGAAAGGCGAUUCUUGCAGGUGGUAUAGCAGGAGGGAUAGAAAUCUGCAUCACCUUCCCUACUGAGUAUGUGAAGACUCAACUACAGCUGGACGAGAAGGCUAACCCUCCCAAAUACAGGGGCAUUGGGGACUGUGUGAAGCAGACCAUAAAGGGUCAUGGGGUGAGAGGCCUGUACCGAGGACUGAGCUCACUGCUCUACGGAUCCAUUCCCAAAUCAGCUGUCAGGUUUGGUGUGUUUGAGUUUCUCAGUAACCAUGCUCGUGAUGAGGCAGGGAAGUUGAACAGCACCAGGGGUCUGUUAUGUGGGCUAGGGGCUGGAGUCAUGGAGGCUGUAGUCAUAGUCUGUCCCAUGGAAACAGUCAAGGUUAAGUUCAUCCAUGACCAGUCUUCAGCCAAGCCCAAAUACAGAGGCUUUUACCAUGGAGUCAGUGAGAUCAUCAGAACCCAAGGUGUAAGGGGGACUUACCAGGGCCUGACGGCCACCGUCCUGAAGCAGGGCUCCAACCAGGCCAUCCGCUUCUACGUCAUGACCUCCCUCAGGAACUGGUACAAAGGGGAUAACCCCAGUAAGAGUAUUAACCCUGUGGUGACAGGAACCUUUGGAGCCAUUGCUGGAGCAGCCAGCGUAUUCGGGAACACUCCCCUAGAUGUCAUUAAGACCAGGAUGCAGGGUCUGGAGGCUCAUAAGUACAAGAGUACGCUGGACUGUGCCGUGAAGAUCAUGAGACACGAGGGUGUCCGAGCGUUCUAUAAGGGGACGGUUCCUCGGCUGGGCCGUGUGUGUCUAGAUGUGGCUAUCGUCUUCAUCAUCUACGAGGAGGUGGUCAAGGUUCUUAAUGGCAUCUGGAAGACGGAGUAAAUGGGAGCAGGAUGUAGUCUCUUCUGACCUCUGACCUCAAUGUGCCAAAUAGGAUGUGACUGGACAUCUGAGCCUGCUACCAGACUGGGGUCCAAAAUGGUAUCCUAUUUCAGCCAGGACCAAAAUGUUUGCCAAUGUAUUCCCUCCCUACUGGGUAGGAGUGUCUGCUUUAAUGUAAAUGCUAUAUAAUGCACUACUUUUGACCACACAGCUCAUAGAGCUCUGGUUUAAAGUAUGGCACUAUGUUGGGAAUAGGAUGCCAUUUUAGACUCAGCCAUACAUACUAAAACACUACUACUGGCUGAACUGUAGGCAGAAUGCCAGCUGUCGUGAAUAAUGUCUAAUAUAUUUACAGAUAACCUUGCUGUUUGGAUUAUUUUACUUAGGUCACAAAACCCUUGUCUGAAAGAGCUACAUGAUGUAUCCCUGCACUAAUACACCUUUAACCAAAGCCCCCGUAUCGGGCGUGGAACUGGGACACAAUCCUGCACAUAAUGUCACUCUCCAGAGCCAGGACUGAAUAACUAAAUGAUGUUUCUAUAAAUGAUUUACAGUGUCAUUAUGAGUUUUCUGAAUGGUAGUGAGAGUCGUAUCCUGGUGUAAAAGCAUAGUGUUUGCUGCCUGUUCUGAGACUCUAGCUACAGUAGUAAAUACUACAUGUAACUCACACCGGCCCAUGGGAAAGGGUUUUCAUUUUUACAAAAUAUGACCAAGCCUUUUAUGCAAUAUGUUUACUUCUGUGAUAUGACAUUUAUUUUUAUAAUGCGUUUUAUGAUUAUAACUAGUGGAGUGUUUUGUUUUUACUCAGUGCCAAGGCCCUUCAGCCCAUAGCAAGAUGCCAAGCUGAGACCAACUAUAUUCAUUUUGUCACAGUUUUGCUGUAAUACUACUACCCAGGAGCCUGUUAUUAAUAGGUAUAUAGAGAGUAAUAUAUUCUGACCACUAAGAAAACAAAUUAUAUUAUAUAUUCAUUCAUAAUGUAUUGAUCAGUCUUUGUCAAUGUAUUUAUUGACUGUUAAAUAAUGGAUCUGUGUUUGAGACUGUUAAAUUGUGUAGUUUUAUGUACCAGGCCGACGCGUCAGUGUCUGCAUUACACUACUGUAGAUGUUUAGGGGAUGAGCUCAGAGCUCACAUUAUCACAGUUUUUUUGUUCUUGUAGAUCACCGCUGAACUCAACCAUAUUCAACUUAUUCUGACUAAACCAUUCAUUUUGAUUCCCAGCUCAGAUGACAUUCUGACGCAAAUGAUUGUUUUCCAUUGCGGAUCAGCAUUGUUCUAAGAGUAUACCUUGUGGGAACAUUCCCAUCAUUCCAGAGGCCUUUGUUGUUAAUCAUUAAAAAAUAUAUAUAUAUAAUAAUCCCUGACAGUGUUUACAUUUGAUGUCAUUUUGCGGUUUGUUUUAGUGUUUUAAAUGUUAGAUUUUAUUGUUGCCUUGCAGAUUCAUCUAUUCAUUUAGGUACAUUUUAAUUAAGAUUACUUGAUCAUGGAGUGUAUUUUGCCAUAGUAAUACAUUGCUGUGUGUUCUAAUAAUUUGCCUAUAGUCGUGUGCCAUUUGCCCAUAUCUAAUUAUGUAACAGCUGCCUGAAUCUGCCCCAACAGCUGUAGUAAAAUCAAUGACAUGAAAAAAGGCUUUGUUUUGCAUCAGUGGAAUAUAAAAUGAAAUUCAUUAUUUUAGGCCUUUGUAUUGUCAUUAAUGGUCUACUGACCGUUUUGCUUUUAAAUCAUGUGGUAUAUUAGCAAAAACAAGCAAUGAACAGUAAGAUGUGUUGCCUCUGUCCCCCCUCAGCAUAUGCUGUCUAAGAUACACUAUAUGGCCAAAACUAAGAUACACUAUAUGGCCAAAACUAAGAUACACCCAACCAUAACCCCAGGGACGUCAGUAGAAAAUCAUUUAUGGGGGG